Poecilia reticulata (guppy) is the source of this 1504-nucleotide messenger RNA. It is a transcript of the gene vstm2la, whose product is annotated as V-set and transmembrane domain containing 2 like a. NCBI's taxonomy places the organism in Eukaryota, Metazoa, Chordata, Actinopteri, Cyprinodontiformes, Poeciliidae. Gene Ontology annotation, cellular component: membrane. The record is from RefSeq and is a predicted model, not a curated record.
UCCCUCCGCCGCAUGUAGAGCCGACAGGACAGAGGCAGUGAGUCAGUUUAGUCGGGCAGCUGGCAGAGAACAUCACGCAGACUUUUUUCUUUUCUCUUCAUUUCCCCUUUAUCUCAGAAGGAACCGCUCACUUGGAAUAAAAAACGAACAAACAAAUAAACUGACCAUAAAAGAAAAAGAAAAUUUUCGUCAAGCACUCUACCCAAUGUGAAGAGAAAAGAGGCUGAAAAGAAGAGAAAACAGCGAAGAAAUGGGAGCGUUCAGGCUGCUGCUGGGGAGUUUACAUUACCUGGGACUCUAUCUGCAACUUAGUGUCUCCACAAGGCAGGCUGGACACCGAGACCUGGAGAACCGCGUCUCUGGGAACGCCAUGUUUACUGAGGUUCCCCAUGACAUGACUGCCCAGAGAGGCCAGGAUGUGGAGAUGGCCUGUUCCUUCAGAGGAGCAGGAACGCCGUCCUACUCGCUGGAGAUCCAGUGGUGGUACAUCAGGAACCACCUGGAGUGGACGGACCAGCAGCCCUGGACGACUAAUGAGGUGUCUCCUGAGGAGGAAACGCCAAAGGAUGCUACAAAGAUCAGUGUUGUGAAGGUCGUGGGGAGCAACAUCUCCCACAAGCUCCGUCUCUCCCGGGUCAAAACGUCAGACGAAGGCACCUAUGAAUGCCGCGUGAUCGACUUCAGUGACGAGGCCGGCGCCCGCCACCACCGUGUCAGAGCCUACCUGCAGGUGGUGCCAGAGAGCGACGCCAACUUCGAGGCCGGGGACGACACCAAGGCGGGGACAGCGUUCGUCGAUGCAGAGCCGCACGGCGGUGGCCAUCACCAGAACCACGGGCCCCACCUGGAGCACGGCAAGCGGCCCCAGGCGGCCCCCCACCACGGCCACAGCCACGGCGGCGACGGGCCGCAGCACAACGCUGCCAGGGAGCUGAAGAGGAGCGGUACCGACAAUAACCACAGUGACUGCUCCAACGAGCCGAGCUGCGCUCUGUAAACCCAGAGGUCACAGAACCAGAUGUUUGGUCACAGAAAGCAGCUUCCCUCUCACACAGAGCAGGAAUGAAGAAACCCAGAAUCCAUAGAAACGUUUAAUAUGGCUUGUAAAGAGCGCAGAGGGUGAACUGUGAGGGGGGAGUGGCUUUGUGGUUUUUAUUUAUGUUGAUGCUGUGCAGAAGUUUAGAUGAACUGGUUCCUGUCUGUAAACUGCCUGUAAAGCAGGGUGGUGGGGUAGAUCUAGGCAGCUUUACUGUUUCUGAUCUCAGCAUCCACAACUAGAUAACCUACUAAAAAGGAAAAGACUUUAGUCUGUCUAUUAACCAGUAAAUAAUAUGUUGCUUGAACUCCAGAUCCUGUAAAAAGACAUGAUCACACCUUCCACUGCCUUACUGUCGCUCCAUUCGCCCAGACAAACAGGAAGUGGAAUAUUUUCUCACUGGUUCAAUUCCAAGUGCUUUUAUUCACACAGUCCUCUAAAGUCCAACAUAAAAAACCUGCUGAUUUC